AUGGAGUUUUGUGAAGAAGAAAAGUUCUUGUGGGAACUUGAACAGGAUGAACAGGACAUGGUAGACAAUAAGAAUGCAAAUAUGACAAAAUAAAGUCAAAAAAAUUAGAGACAGCUUUAAGACAAAGCGUUCAAAGCGAUACACUAACCCUAAAACUAGAAUUUCUCGGCUAAAAUUGAUCCCUGAAUCACCAAAGAAACAAAAGAAGCUUUCCUUAAAGAAGAAGGCAUCUCUUGAAGCUAGAUGAAGAUAUUUCAUGCUUAAAUAAGUACAUUUGUACACCUUUCACACAUUGGAGGACCCUAUAUAUCUAUAAAACUAAAUACCAACCUCAGAAGCUCCAUUGGCAUCUCAUGAAUCUCAAGUGAACUCUGGUGAGGCCAGCUUUUAAUAAGAUCAGAAAAGCAUUUAAAGAAAACCCCACUCAAAAUUCCCACAUGAACCUAGACCUUGGUCUCUCGCUAUCAAAGAUUGAAAACACUGAAGAGAACAGAGAUGUUAAAUCAGCUAGAAAGAAAACCAAUAUUAAACAGCUUCUGUCCCCACCGAAGACACCCAAAAGACCUCAUGGGGUUCUUACUCGUAAAGAGAUAAAGUCUGUUUUAUCUGAAUUCAAAAAGAAGAAGAAAGCUAAGCAGAGGUUACAUUACUAACAGAAAAAUAGCUAUUACCUCAUAAAGGAUUCAAUUUUU
This is a messenger RNA of Moneuplotes crassus, 692 nucleotides long. The record is from the annotation of a GenBank genome assembly. NCBI's taxonomy places the organism in Eukaryota, Ciliophora, Spirotrichea, Euplotida, Euplotidae.